Molecule: messenger RNA, 1395 nt
Organism: Saimiri boliviensis boliviensis (Bolivian squirrel monkey)
Lineage: Eukaryota; Metazoa; Chordata; Mammalia; Primates; Cebidae
Gene: CHMP2A
Product: charged multivesicular body protein 2A
Biological process (GO): vacuolar transport
Source: RefSeq, a predicted model, not a curated record
CCCUACAACAGACUUCUCAGUGCCUGGGGCAGCUCUGGAGUUGGUGGGGAUACCAGGCGUGAGCCUCGGGUUGGCUGGGAUGAAGCCCACUGUAGGGUGAGAAGCGGCUUCCUGGCCAAGAGGCCAGCACAGUGGAAGGGACAAGCCAUCUCUAGCUUUGCCCCUUUCUUGUAUGGUUGGGCCCGCCGAGGAGGAAAAGCCUCCUUCUAUCUGAAACCUCAGGCAGAAGUCAGGGUCUUACGGAUAAGCUGGCUCCUCAGGUGGAGAUUGUGUGGCAAUCGCCCAAAGGUGCACCACCUUCGCCUGAGCGCCCAAGCUGGUACAGGCUCGGGUCGCUCGGGCGGGAGUCGAACGUGACACACCUUCCGAGGCGCGGAGGAAACGGGAGCUGCUGCGCAUGCGCUCGGACACCGGCCCUGUCCAGGGCGAGUGCGCACGCGCGCUCUGGAAGCCUCCCAGCCUUCCGGGUGCGGGCGAGGCGUGUUACGUCACGUCGUUUAAUCCGGAAACGGCGGCGGAGGCGACAGAACAGAGGGGCCUUAGUUCAGGGGUAAGCGGCGGCUCCGAGAGAAAGAAGCGUGACCCGGAAGCGGAAGCGGGUCCCCGUCCCAACUCCGGCCUGCCAGUGGGCUCCUGCCACCAUGGACCUGUUGUUCGGGCGCCGGAAGACACCAGAGGAGUUACUGCGGCAGAACCAGAGGGCCCUGAACCGUGCCAUGCGGGAGCUGGACCGCGAGCGACAGAAGCUGGAGACCCAGGAGAAGAAAAUCAUUGCAGACAUUAAGAAGAUGGCCAAGCAAGGCCAGAUGGAUGCUGUUCGCAUCAUGGCGAAAGACUUGGUGCGCACCCGGCGCUAUGUGCGCAAGUUCGUAUUGAUGCGGGCCAACAUCCAGGCUGUGUCCCUCAAGAUCCAGACACUCAAGUCUAACAACUCAAUGGCACAAGCCAUGAAGGGUGUCACCAAGGCCAUGGGCACCAUGAACAGACAGCUGAAAUUGCCCCAGAUCCAGAAGAUCAUGAUGGAGUUUGAGCGGCAGGCAGAGAUCAUGGAUAUGAAAGAGGAGAUGAUGAAUGAUGCCAUUGAUGAUGCCAUGGGUGAUGAGGAAGACGAAGAGGAGAGUGAUGCUGUUGUGUCCCAGGUCCUGGAUGAGCUGGGACUUAGCCUGACAGAUGAGCUGUCAAACCUUCCCUCAACUGGGGGCUCCCUCAGUGUGGCUGCUGGUGGGAAAAAAGCCGAGGCCACAGCCUCAGCCCUAGCUGAUGCUGAUGCAGACCUGGAGGAGCGGCUUAAGAACCUGAGGAGAGACUGAAUUCCCCCUGCCACUCCCAAGAUGACCAGUGGAUGCCCAGGAUCUUUUACCAUAACUCCUCUGUAAUAAAGGAGAUUGGACACUA